ACGCGACGAUCACGAUGUUUCCAACAGUUCUUGAAUGUAACAGAAAGAUCCUAAGUGACAGAGCAGAGGCAGAAAAGCGGCAGGGAGCUGCCAGCAUCGUCUCAUACCGUCGCUGGACAGAAAGCUCCGUGCCCAGGGAGAUAUGGAGACGCCGGGGAGAAUAGCAGCUACACCGGACGCUGUGGACUUCACGGUGGAAAACGUAGAGAAGGCUCUACACCAGUUGUAUUAUGAUCCCAAUAUAGAAAACAAGAAUCUAGCCCAGAAAUGGCUAAUGCAAGCCCAAGUCUCACCUCAGGCCUGGCAGUUUUGCUGGGCACUACUGAGCCCAGAUAAGGUGCCUGAAAUCCAGUACUUUGGUGCUAGUGCUCUUCACACUAAGAUCUCCAGGUACUGGUCCGACAUCCCCACAGACCAGUAUGAGUCUCUGAAGAGCCAGCUGUUCUCCCAGAUUGCCUGCUUCUCCUCCGGCUCCAAGAUGGUGCUGACCCGGCUGUGUGUGGCGCUGGCCUCUCUCGCGCUCAACACGAUGCCGGAGGCCUGGCCUGGCGCCGUGGCAGAAAUGGUGCGGGUGUUUCAGGAGGAGGGGGGAGGGGUGGAUGGCCGGGCUCGCUGCCUGGCAUUACUGGAGCUGCUCACUGUCCUGCCUGAGGAAUUCCAGACCAGCCGCCUGCCGCAGUACCAAAAGGGACAGGUCCGAGGAGCCCUGGGCCGGGAGUGGGGGUCAGUCUGUCCCUUACUGCAGCAACUGCUCCGGCGGACAGAUAGCCCCGGGGCAGUGAAAGCUCGCGUGCUGCGCUGCCUGUCAUCAUGGGUGCUGCUAGAUGUGCCCCUCAGCGAAAGUGAAGUCCUGGUGCACGACUGCUUCGGUGCCUUGUCUGACCCGGAGCUCUUCGACACAGCCGUGGAGGCAAUAGUCAACGCCAUCUCGCAGCCUGACUCCCAAAGAUAUGUGAACACUUUGCUGAAACUUGUUCCUCAAGUCCUGGCCCUUCAGGAGCAGCUCAGAGAGGCUGUCCAGAAUGGAGACAUGGAGACGUGCCACGGUAUUUGUCGGAUCGCUGUCACACUGGGAGAGAACCACUCUAGGACUCUGUUGGCGCAGGUGGAUCACUGGCAGAGCUUCCUGGCUUUAGUCAACAUGAUCAUGUUUUGUACAGGCAUCCCUGGCCACUACCCGGUCAAUGAGACCACCAGCUCCCUCACACUCACCUUCUGGUACACUCUGCAGGAUGAAAUCAUGUCCUUCGAGUCGGAUAAGCAGGCAGUGUACCUUCAGGUUUACAGGCCUGUAUAUUUCCAGUUGGUGGAUGUUCUGCUCCACAAAGCCCAGUUCCCAUCUGACCAGGAGUACGCAUCCUGGUCCUCAGACGAAAAGGAGCAGUUCAGGAUUUACAGGGUGGAUAUCUCUGACACACUCAUGUAUGUAUACGAGAUGCUGGGAGCAGAGCUGCUGAGUAACCUGUAUGACAAACUAGGGAGACUGUUGACUAAUGCAGAGCAGCCUACCUCAUGGCAGCACACAGAGGCUUUGCUGUAUGGCUUCCAGUCCAUAGCAGAGACGAUAGAUGUGAAUUAUUCCGAUGUCAUCCCGGGCUUAAUAGGACUCAUCCCCAGAAUCAGCAUCAACAAUGUCCAGUUAGCAGACACAGUAAUGUUCACAAUAGGUGCACUGGCAGAAUGGUUGGCAGACCACCCAGUGAUGCUCAGCAGCGUGCUACCGCUCGUGUUACAAGCAUUAGGGAACCCAGACCUUUCAGUUUCUUCUGUCUCAACACUCAAGAAAAUCUGCAGGGAAUGUAAAUAUGAUCUGCCACCGUACGCCACCAACAUAGUAGCAGUUUCUCAGGAGGUGCUUAUUAAACAGAUUCACAAGACAAGCCAGUGCAUGUGGCUGAUGCAGGCUCUCGGCUUCCUGCUCUCCGCUCUCCCUGUAGAGGACAUCUUAAGAAAUCUUCACUCGCUCAUCACACCUUACAUUCAGCAACUGGAGAAGUUAGCAGAUGAGACGCCUAAUCCCUCCAAUAAACUGGCGAUCAUCCACAUCUUGGGGCUGUUGUCCAACCUGUUCACAACGCUUGACAUUAGCAAGCAAGACGAUGAGUCAGCGGACAGCUCUGCUCCACCCGUCAAAACAGCGCCACCCCCACCUGGACCAAACCCGGUGGUGGUGGUUCUGCAACAAGUUUUCGCGCUCAUCCAGACGGUGCUGAGCAAGUGGCUCAACGACUCACAGGUUGUGGAGGCGGUGUGUGCCAUCUUUGAAAAGUCAGUGAAGACUCUACUCCAUGACUUUGCUCCCAUGGUGUCUCAGCUGAGUGAAAUGCUCGGGCAGAUGUACAGUACAAUUCCCCAGGCCUCAGCCCUCGACCUCACAAGACAGAUGGUGCAUAUCUUUGCCAGCGAGACCGACCACUUCCCACCAAUUAAGGCUCUGUUUGAGCUGGUUACCUCGGUAACCCUCUCCAUCUUCCAGCAAGGACCCAGGGAUCAUCCUGAUAUUGUUGAUUCAUUUAUGCAACUCCAAGCUCAGGCCUUCAAACGGAAGCCCGAUUUGUUCUUGUCAGAGAGUCUUGAUGUGAAAGCAGUGUUCCACUGUGGAAUUCUGUCGCUCAAAUUUCCGGAGGCCCCGACAGUCAAGUCAACGUGCUUGUUCUUUACCGAACUGCUACCCCGCUGCUCAGACGUGCCUCCCGUAGCCAGAGUUGUGCAGGAGGAUGGAAAGCUGUUGGUACAAGCCGUGCUGGAGGGCAUCGGCGGUGGGGCAUCCCGAAGUCUCAUGGACCAGUUUGCAGAGGUUCUGUUCAGUCUAAACAAGCACUGCUUCUCUCUGCUCGCCGUGUGGCUGAAAGAGGCACUGCAGCCUCCAGGAUUCCCGUCCUCACGCGUCACAACUGAGCAGAAAGACAAUUUCUCUCAGCAGAUACUCAGAGAAAGAGUGAACAAAAGGAGGAUGAAGGACAUCGUGAAGGAGUUCACACUACUGUGCAGAGGUCUCCAUGCCAUGGCUGUGGUGAGGUUCUACAGUAAUGAAGCUCUGAGUGGGCGAGCCCUACAGAGAGCAGCCAAGCUCUACCCGCAUCUGUCAGUAAAGACCGAGCUCUGCUACAACGUGGAGCUGACAGGCUGUGAGAGUCUGGGUGCCGAGCAGAAGGAGGUCCUCCUGUGGCUGUUUAGCCCUCUCCUGCGGGCAGAGCCACUGUCUGAAAAACCAAACCUCACAGAGGGCAGCGGGGAGAAACUGGUGGAGAUUGGACCCAGGCUGAACUUCUCCACCGCCUGGUCCACCAACGCCGUGUCCAUCUGCCGGAGCGCCGGGCUGGCGGCCGUCACCCGGGUGGAGCUGUCCCGCAGGUUCCUCAUCAAGCCCACGAGCGGCCCCGGUGCGGGCGACCUGAGCGGGGAUGUGGAGAGGCUGAUCCAGUGCCUGCACGACGGGAUGACGGAGUGCGUCUACCAGCGCCCCGUCGCCUCCUUCGCCGUGGAAACCGAGCCGCAGCUGGUGUUCGAGGUGGACGUCCUGGGGCGGGGCCGCGCCGCUCUGGAGACGGCCAACCACGACUUGGGGCUGGCCUUCGACUCCUGGGACCUGAACUUUUACACCUCCAUGUUCCAGAGGAUUAAAAGGAACCCCACCAGUGUGGAGUGUUUUGACCUGGCCCAGUCCAACAGCGAGCACAGCCGUCACUGGUUCUUCCGGGGCCGGAUGUUGAUCGACGGGCAGGAGCAGAAAGAGACACUCUUCAGCCUCAUAAUGGGCACUCAGCGCCACAGCAACCAGAACAACGUCAUCAAGUUCUGCGACAACAGCAGUGGCAUCCGAGGCGUGGAGGUGGAGUGCCUUUACAGCAAAGACCCGUCCCAAGCGAGCCCGUACGAGACGCGGCGCGCAGUGAGACACGCCAUCUUCACGGCCGAGACACACAACUUUCCGACCGGUCAGGACCCGCCGCUCGCCAGUCUGGCUCUCACACGUGGCCCCGCGUUCUGUGACGAGGCUCAGGUGUUUCUGAACGUGCUGUGCAGCGGCGCCACCACGGGAACCGGCGGCCGCAUCAGGGACGUUCAGAGUGCGGGAAGAGGGGGCCACGUCAUCGCUGGAACAGCAGGAUACUGCUUCGGAAACUUGCACAUACCAGGAUACGACCUCCCAUGGGAGUGUAAAGGAGAGGGGUGGGAGUAUCCUUCCAGUUUCGCCCCGCCUCUGCAGGUGGCCAUCGAGGCCAGCGACGGAGCCUCAGACUACGGCAACAAGUUUGGAGAACCUGUGCUGUCAGGUUUUGCCCGCUCCUUCGGCAUGCGAUUGGCUAACGGUGAGCGGCGGGAAUGGAUCAAGCCCAUCAUGUUCAGCGGCGGUCUCGGGUCGAUUGAAGACACGCACGUGAAUAAGGAAGCGCCGGAGCCAGGAAUGGACGUGGUGAAGAUCGGAGGCCCGGUGUACCGGAUCGGUGUGGGAGGCGGGGCGGCCUCUUCUGUUCAGGUGCAAGGGGACAACUGCAGCGCCAGGGACCUGGGGGCCGUUCAGAGGGGAGACGCCGAGAUGGAGCAGAAGAUGAACCGGGCUCUCAGAGCCUGUUUGGAAAGAAGCAAAGGAAACCCAAUCUGCAGUAUUCAUGAUCAGGGGGCAGGAGGAAAUGGCAACGUGCUGAAGGAGCUCAGUGAGCCAGCAGGCGCUGUGAUUUAUUCCAGUAGGUUCAAGAAAGGCGACCCGACACUGAGCGUGCUGGAGCUGUGGGGAGCAGAGUACCAAGAGAGCAACGCCCUUCUGCUGCGGGCCUCAGACCGAGCCUUCCUGGAGAGGGUUUGUCAGAGGGAGAAGUGUCCCGUUGACUUUAUUGUGCUGGUGGACGACGAGAGGGGCGGCGGCGACCAGGCAGACGGGAGGCGCCACCCUGUGGACCUGCAGCUGGACUGGGUCCUGGGGAAGAUGCCGCAGAAAGAGUUUAAGAUGGAGCGACUGGCCCUGACCCAUCAGCCUUUGACUCUUCCCGCUGACCUUACGGUCAAAGACGCCCUGCAGCGAGUUCUGCGUUUGCCCGCCGUGGCCUCCAAACGUUACCUGACCAACAAGGUGGACCGAUCUGUGACUGGGCUGGUUGCCCAGCAACAGUGCGUCGGCCCUCUCCACACCCCAUUGGCUGAUGCUGCUGUUGUUGCGCUUUCACCGUUCAGCCUGGAGGGAGCAGCAACGGCUAUCGGGGAGCAGCCAAUUAAAGGGCUCGUCUGUCCGGCCGCGGGGGCUCGCAUGGCUGUUGGAGAGGCUCUGACCAAUCUGGUGUUUGCCCGAGUCACAGCACUGAAGGAUGUGAAAUGUAGUGGGAACUGGAUGUGGGCUGCCAAGCUGCCCGGUGAGGGGGCCUGCCUGUGGGAGGCCUGUAAAGCCAUGUGUGAGGUCAUGGGGGAGCUGGGAGUCGCCAUCGAUGGGGGCAAAGACUCCCUGAGUAUGGCAGCAAGAGUGGGGAAGGAGACAGUAAAAGCUCCAGGAGCUCUGGUUAUUUCUGCAUAUGCCAUCUGUCCGGACAUCACUGCCACUGUUACGCCUGAUCUUGAGGAUCCAGAUGGCAAAGGCGUGCUGCUGUGGGUUCCCAUCAGCCCCGGCCGUCACCGCCUGGGCGGCUCGGCCCUGGCUCAGUGCUACAGCCAGCUGGGCGACUGCUCCCCGGAUCUGGACCGGCCUGCAGUGCUGAGCGCCUGCUUCAACACCACUCAGCAACUCCUACAGGAACGCCUGCUCAGCGCGGGCCACGACAUCAGCGACGGUGGCCUCAUUUCCUGCCUGCUGGAGAUGGCCUUUGCCGGAAACCGUGGGAUCGACAUCGAGCUGUCUUCACAAGGAGCUGGAGUCUCGGAGCUGCUGUUCAGCGAGGAGCUCGGCCUGGUCCUGGAGGUUUCGCAGACUGAUCUAGAGACUGUGUCCCGACGAUACGGGGAGGCCGGCGUGCAGUGCCAUCGCAUCGGAUCAACCCGCGGCUUCGGACCGGAGUCCACGGUCCGCGUCUGCGUGGAUGGAGAAGAGGUCCUCCGCGAGCCGCUGCCUGACCUCAGAGCGCUUUGGGAGGACACGAGUUUCCAGCUGGAACGACUCCAAGCCGAUGAGGUCUGCGUCAAACAGGAAGAGGAGGGGCUUGCCAGAAGGACGCAGCCGUACUUCAGACUGAGCUUCAAUCCAUCUGAGGGCCCCAGCAUCGGUCAGCUCCCUCCAGGACCCCCCCGUGUCGCUGUGGUGAGAGAGGAAGGCAGCAAUGGAGAUCGAGAAAUGUCUGUCUCUCUGUAUAUGGCAGGAUUUGAGGUCUGGGACGUCACCAUGCAGGACCUGUGCUCCGGCUCUCUGACGCUCGAACCUUUCAAAGCUGUCGUGUUUGUGGGGGGAUUCAGCUACGCCGACGUUCUGGGAUCUGCUAAAGGCUGGGCAGCAACUGUUGCCUACAACCCGAAGGCAAAGGCUGAAUUUGCUCACUUCCGGCAGAGGGAGGACACUCUGAGUCUGGGAGUGUGUAACGGCUGCCAGCUGCUUGCCCUGCUGGGCUGGGUGGGAGAGGGCGAGGCUGGAGCAGACUCUGAGGUGGUGCUCACUCAUAAUAAGUCGGGCAGGUUUGAGUCGCGGUUCGUCAGUGUUGGGAUUCGGGAGUCCCCGUCUGUCUGGCUCAGAGGCAUGGAGGGCUCCGCUCUGGGAGUCUGGGUCGCACAUGGAGAAGGCCUGGUGCAAUUCCGAAGCUCCAGCGCCAAAGACCUGACUCUUUCCAGUGGGCUUGCCCCCCUCCGUUACCUGGACGACCAGGGUUGCCCCACAGAGGAGUAUCCCAUGAACCCCAACGGCUCUCCGCAGGGUGUCGCGGGGCUCUGUUCCAGGGACGGGAGACACCUGGCCAUGAUGCCCCACCCGGAGCGCUGCACCCUGGGCUGGCAGUGGCCUUGGGCUCCGAGGGACCUCCGGCCCUCCCUCACACCGUCACCCUGGCUGCGCAUGUUUCAGAACGCUGCCAAAUGGUGCAGCAAAACCGAUUGA
Menidia menidia (Atlantic silverside) is the source of this 7006-nucleotide messenger RNA. The record is from the annotation of a GenBank genome assembly. Lineage: Eukaryota; Metazoa; Chordata; Actinopteri; Atheriniformes; Atherinopsidae.